Messenger RNA from Auxenochlorella protothecoides, 1521 nucleotides. RefSeq lists its product as hypothetical. Bases 1 to 1521 code for a protein of 506 amino acids. The record is from RefSeq and is a predicted model, not a curated record. NCBI's taxonomy places the organism in Eukaryota, Viridiplantae, Chlorophyta, Trebouxiophyceae, Chlorellales, Chlorellaceae. The transcript has 5 exons.
AUGCAGUGCGGACGAGUGGCGGCGCGGAGCACGGCAGGGUCUGUGAGCCACCUGCUCCCUGUGUCCACUUCCCUCCUCACCCGCUUGCGUGAGCUGGCAGCGGGCCUGCACAGCUCCUCGGCACCCGAGCCCCCUCCACACUCCCCAUUUGGGCGCCCCCCGAACUGGCAAAGCUGCGACUGGAAGGCGCUGGGGCCGGAGGAGAGCCUGACCCUGGAACCAGAGAAGAGCGCAUACGUGGCCUCCUCCCCGCUCUGGGAGGGCCCUGCCCCCGUGGUCUACGAGUACAGCGUCGAGUCCCCCCUGCUUCCUCCCCAGGUGACCAGAGUUCAGGGUCUGCUGCAUGUGCCCGGCUUGCACAGGGGCCAUCGUGUGGCCAUGCCACCCUCGCUCAUGCGUCGCCCACCCGGGCACCUCACCCGCCCUCUUCAGUGCCAUUCCCCCCUGCCAUUCAUGCGCAGAGCCCUGGGAUCCCCCCCCAACGACAACCCCCUCCGCCCCGCCCUGCGCCACGUCCCCUUCUACUCCUCCUCCCUGCACCACUGCAUGCGCGCGCCCUCGCAGUCCGACUGGCGCGAGCAGCAGGGCGCGUCCCACGCGUUCACGCUGCGCGGCAAGCGCCGCGGCCGCCUGCCCUACAACAUGAUGCACUACCUGGUGCGAGAAGUGUGCGACGGCCUGCGCGCGGCCUCGGACCUGGACCCCGCGCCCGGCACGGCGCUGCGCGCGGCGCUGCUCCGCGCGCUGCACCGCGUGGACCUGGGGGAGAGCGCGGAGGCGGCGGGCGCGCGCGCGCCCGGCGCGCGCGUCGGCCUGCUGGUCACGGGCGAGAGCGCGGCAGGCGCGGUGGCCGCGCUCCGCGCGCUGGGCCUGGACCCGCCCGCGCUGGAGCGCCUGCUCACGUGCCACGCCUGGCUGCUGGGCGUGCCCGGCCCGCUGCUGGCGGCCUCGCUGGAGUGCCUGGGCCUGCUGGGGCUGGGGAGCGAGGCGCUGGCCCGCCUGCUGGGCCGCCACCCGCGCCUGCUGCUGCGCGGCGAGGCGCUGCUGGACACCUGGGAGGUGGGCGUGCCGCCCGAGGGCUGGGCGGCCAUGCCGCAGCUCAUGGCCAAGCCGCUGGCUACGCGCCUGGCGCCCGGUGUCCGCCUCCUCCAGCGCGCGGGCUUCAAAGUGCUCGGGCCGCGACUCACAAAGUUCCCUGGCGGCAAGCCCAAGAGGAAGGACGAGGUGUUCCUGGACGCGCUCUACCUGAAGCCCAUGCGGGCGGUGUGUGCACUGGCCGGGGCCAGCGUCGGCUCCUACCACGACCUCCGGCGCGGGCUGCAGGCAGAGCUGGCGGACUGGGCCGCGACGCGGUAUCGCGGCGAGCUGCUGGAGGGGGUGCUGCGGGGCAUGCGGGAGGACAUCGAGGAGUACGAAUCGACGCCACGCAACCGCGCGCACCUCUCGGAGCCAGGGGAGGGCGCUCCAGGCGCCGCCGGGGCUGAGGCCGAGGAGGAGCCUGCCGUCGCGGCACAAGCCUGA